Acanthosepion pharaonis is the source of this 1101-nucleotide messenger RNA. The record is from the annotation of a GenBank genome assembly. Lineage: Eukaryota; Metazoa; Mollusca; Cephalopoda; Sepiida; Sepiidae.
AUGACAAACAUACAAUACCAUUAUUUUAUCAUUCAUUAUUACUUAUAUUUCAAGGCUGUCGCUGCUCUCUUCUGGGUUUUCCCUACUUUACUGUGUCGAAAGUUUUUUUUUCCGACAAAUUGCAAAAGGACCUUCUACAGAAAUUUGUUUUUUCUUUUUUUUGUUAACGGCAUUUCUUUAAAAAGAAAAAAAAAAAUGGAUGUUACUAAAGAACAGAUCCUUCAUAGGUUGACUGUUCUUAAAAUCAAAGUCGAGGAACGACUGAAGUUGUGUCGUGGAGACAGAGUAACGCCUCAUGUUUUCUCUGUCUUCCGAAAGGAUAUUCUGCAAUACAUCUUCGAAAUGGAGACUUGUAUCACAAAAUUAGAGCUGGGCUCCUUCCCCGAGACGGACUUGCUUGAGACCGAAGCUGAAUGGGCGCCUCGACUAAUGGAGUACCACCGAGAACUGGGCGAUCUGGAUGGUUCAUUUUCUCCCAGUUCCUGCUUGGAUCCUGUUUCCCAGUCGUUUGGGGCCUGGUUCCCUUGGAACUGUGGACUCCUUUUGUCAGGAGACAAGAUCCCUUGUGAAGUGGCCCACCUCUCCUUUAAUACUGUAAUGGGGAUACCCCCAGAACCGACACGUGACUGGUUAUUUGUCGUGCUGAAGGAUUAUUUCUUUUUUUCUGCUCUGUUACUCGACCUAGUUGGAGCAGGUCGCAAGAGGAGGAUUCCUUUUGCAACCCUUACCAGGCUGUCGCUGCUCUCUUCUGGGAAGGCGUGUCAAAGAAAAGAACAAUCAGUGGCAUUUUCUAUCUAUCUAUCUAUCUAUCUAUCUGAACCUGUUCAUCUAUCUAUCUAUCUAUCUAUCUAUCUAUCUAUCUAUCUAUCUAUCUAUCUCUAUCUAUCUCAACCUGUUCAUAUCAACCUAUCUAUCUGUCUAUAUCAACCUAUCUAUCUAUCUAUCUAUCUAUCUAUCUAUCUAUCUAUCUAUCUAUCUAAACCUGUUCAUAUCAUCUAUCUAUCUAUCUAUCUAUCUCUAUCUAUCUAUCUAUCAUCUAUCUAUCUAUCUAAACCUGUUCAUAUCUAUCUAUCUAUCUAUCUAUCUAUCUAUCUAAUCUGA